Molecule: messenger RNA, 1929 nt
Organism: Aureobasidium namibiae CBS 147.97
Lineage: Eukaryota; Fungi; Ascomycota; Dothideomycetes; Dothideales; Saccotheciaceae
Product: TRM-domain-containing protein
Exons: 2
Coding region: 1-1929 (642 amino acids)
Biological process (GO): tRNA N2-guanine methylation
Cellular component (GO): nucleus
Molecular function (GO): RNA binding
Source: RefSeq, a predicted model, not a curated record
AUGAGCGCGACGAUAGAUUCCCAACCAGCUGUCGAUCAGUUGAUCGAGCACGAUGGAAAGUCAUACAGCACCGUCAAGGAGGGUCUGGCAUACAUCUUGGUCCCGCCGAACGCACGAACCGAACAGGACCCAAAGUCAAAGAGGAACCACAAGGGCGACGACAGUGAUCAACAAGCACAAAGCGUUUUCUACAAUCCGAUCCAGCAGUUCAACCGUGAUCUUUCUGUCCUUGCCAUCAAGGCUUUUGGUGAGCACAUGUGUGCUGUCAGAAAGCAAGCACACGACAAGAAGGUCGACCAAGCUGCCAAGAAGAGGGAAAGGAAGAGACAGGCCGAGGAUGAUGCAGGGGAAGACAAGAGGAGGAAGGGCAAUCAUGAGGCUGAGAACGGGACCGAAGCCACGAACGGCAAGAUGGACGUCGACACAGCAGAGGCACCCAGGGAGUCCAAAUACAAGCCCAAAUUCCGUGUACUGGACGCGCUGUCGGCUUCUGGUCUGCGUGCACUGCGUUAUGCCCAAGAGAUACCCUUUGUGACCACAGUUGUCGCCAACGACAUGUCUCCAGCUGCUGUAGACGCCAUUCGUCUCAAUGUCCAGCACAACAAGCUGACCGACAAGAUCACUCCAUCUACUGGUAACGCCAUUGGUCACAUGUACAAUGCUGCAUACUACAUUCCAACACCUGAAGAUGGCCCUUCCGCACACACUCAGCUCAAGUACGAUGUCAUUGAUCUGGACCCUUACGGUACCGCUGCGCCUUUCCUGGAUGCUGCCGUUCAAGCGCUGAACGACGGUGGUCUGCUUUGCGUUACCUGUACCGAUGCCGGUGUCUUUGCUUCCUGUGGUUACAUCGAAAAGACCUACUCAUUGUACGGCGGUCUGCCACUCAAGGGUCCUCAUUCUCACGAAGCUGGUCUCCGUCUGAUUCUGAACUCUAUCGCCAAGGCUGCUGCUGUGCAAGGUAUUGCUAUCGAGCCUCUCCUAUCUCUCAGCAUUGACUUUUAUGCCAGAGUCUGGGUGCGUGUCAAGAAGUCACCGGCUGAUGUCAAGUUCCUGGCUGGAAAGACCAUGCUUGUACACCAAUGCGAUACUGGCUGCGGCAGCUUCCAGAUCCAGCCUCUUGCCAGACAUACUCCCCAGAAGAAUUUCCUCAACUACAAGCACACUGCUUCUUUGUCUGCAGCUGAUAGCAGGUGUCCUCAUUGUGGUUUCAAGACUCAUGUUGCCGGUCCUAUGUGGGCUGGUCCUUUGCACAACCCUUACUUCAUCCGUCGUAUUCUGGACAUGCUUCCCAAUGUGGACAAGUCGAUUUAUGGGACUACUGCUCGCAUCGAAGGUAUGCUUACCUCUGCUCUCGAUGAGCUUGAUACUUUGGAGAACAACCUCCAGACAUUCAAGGGCGAGACUGAAGCUCCCUUCAUCCCCUCUAUCCCAGGACAUGUAACCGACCCUCAUCCUUUCUUCUUCAUUCCCAGCUAUCUGUGCAAGGUUCUGCAUUGCCAGUCUCCUUCAGAAGCUGCUAUCAAGGGCGCGCUACGCCACGCUGGAUACGUCGCCACGCGCUCGCAUACCAAACCCGGCACCAUCAAAACCGACGCCAGCUACGACGCCAUCUGGGAAAUUAUCAGAGAGUGGAGCCGUCAAAAAGCUCCCGUCAAAGAAGGCAAGGUCGGCGAAACCCAAGCCGGCUUCAAGAUUUUGCAAAAGAUGAGAAAGGUCGAUGCAUCUGAGGAGAAGAACGAAGGUGAAGAGAAGGGAGAAGAUGUUGAGGAAGAGCCUGCUACACAACCUCCUGCUGAUAUUUUCAAGUUCAAGAUCAAGUUUGAUGAGAGGUUGGGCAAGGAUUAUCAUAGCAAGAAGCUCAUGCGUUAUCAGACUAACCCGAGAGCGAACUGGGGUCCUAUGAGUCGUGCUAAGGGUGCUAGCUAG